This is a messenger RNA of Jaculus jaculus (lesser Egyptian jerboa), 918 nucleotides long. Its product is annotated as histone H2A.Z. The coding region runs from base 154 to 540 and encodes 128 amino acids. Gene Ontology annotation, cellular component: nucleosome. The transcript is spliced from 5 exons. Gene Ontology annotation, molecular function: structural constituent of chromatin; protein heterodimerization activity; DNA binding. The record is from RefSeq and is a predicted model, not a curated record. Lineage: Eukaryota; Metazoa; Chordata; Mammalia; Rodentia; Dipodidae.
GGGAACAUUCUGCAGUAUAAAGGGAGCGGGGAAGGCGGGAGACAGCGCAGUUUGAAUCGCGGUGCGAGGAGGGAGUAGGUGUUGUGAAUCUCGCCGUCUCACUGACUUAGCCUCUUCUCUCCCUUGCUUGUGUGAGCUUCAGCGCACUUGGAGAUGGCUGGUGGCAAAGCUGGAAAGGACUCCGGAAAGGCCAAGACAAAGGCGGUUUCCCGCUCGCAGCGAGCCGGCUUGCAGUUCCCUGUGGGCCGUAUCCAUCGACACCUGAAAUCUAGGACAACCAGCCAUGGACGUGUGGGCGCGACUGCCGCUGUGUACAGCGCUGCCAUCCUGGAGUACCUCACCGCAGAGGUACUUGAAUUGGCAGGAAAUGCCUCAAAAGACUUGAAGGUAAAACGUAUCACCCCACGUCACUUGCAACUUGCUAUUCGUGGAGAUGAAGAAUUGGACUCUCUGAUCAAGGCUACAAUUGCUGGUGGUGGUGUCAUUCCACACAUCCACAAAUCUCUCAUUGGGAAGAAAGGACAACAGAAGACUGUCUAAAGGAUGCCUGGAUUCCUCAUUAUCUCAGGACUCUAAAUACUAUUAACAGCUGUCCAGUGUUGGUGAUUCCAGUGGACUGUAUCUCUGUGAAAAACACAAUUUUGCCUUUUUGUAAUUCUAUUUGAGCAAGUUGGAAGCUUAAUUAGCUUUUCAACCAACCAAAUUUCUGCAUUCGAGUCUUAACCAUAUUUAAGUGUUACUGUGGCUUCAAAGAAGCUAUUGAUUCUGAAGUAGUGGGUUUUGAUUGAGUUGACUGUUUUUAAAAAACUGUUUGGAUUUUAAUUGUGAUGCAGAAGUUAUAGUAACAAACAUUUGGUUUUGUACAGACAUUAUUUCCACUCUGGUGGAUAAGCUCAAUAAAGGUCAUAUCCCAAACGA